CAUGCUAGGCUACGUUAGGCUAGCGGCGUGUCAUUAGUUGACGUACGCCGGCGGCUCCUCCAGCAACAUUUGGGUGCUGUGUCGGACGGAACACACUCCCUAGCGAGCGAGGCAGCGACGCGGACUCGGCGAACACGGAGACGGCGUGCGCGUCUCAUCCCGCCAGUGAACAUGAUUAAGCUCUUUUCCCUCAAGCAGCAGAAGAAAGACGAGGAAUCUGCUGGAGGAAACAGAACCGGAGCCGGCGGAAAAAAAGCCAGCGCGGCCCAGCUGCGGAUACAAAAAGACAUCAAUGAGUUGAACCUGCCAAAGACAUGUGAGAUCAACUUCCCUGACGACGACGACCUCCUCAACUUCAGACUCAUCAUCUCGCCUGAUGAGGGUUUUUACAAAGGAGGAAAGUUUGUCUUCAGCUUUAAGGUGGGACAGGGGUAUCCUCAUGACCCACCGAAGGUGAAGUGUGAGACCAUGGUGUACCACCCUAACAUAGACCUGGAAGGAAACGUCUGCCUCAACAUCUUAAGGGAGGACUGGAAGCCCGUGCUGACAAUAAACUCCAUCAUCUAUGGCCUACAGUAUCUUUUUCUAGAGCCCAACCCCGAGGACCCCCUGAACAAGGAGGCAGCGGAGGUGCUGCAGAUGAACCGCCGCCUUUUCGAGCAGAACGUCCAUCGCUCGUUGCGCGGCGGCUACGUAGGCUCCACCUAUUUCGAGAGGUGUCUGAAAUAGCUCUGCCCUGGCAGGAAGCAAAGAAGGACAUUUUCCCAGGUCCGAGCCCCGCCCCCUCCUCCUUCACAAUAUUUUUUUUUUUUCCAUGACUCUGCGUUCAUCAUUCACACUCGGCAGGACUCGGGGUGGGGUUAUAAGGCGGGCGCGGCCUGUGAAUGUUGCUGACAUCACAAACGCUUUGACUUUUCAUUUGGCAGGAGGCCACGCCCCCUCCUGCCACAGGAGGGGUUCGGAAUUUGCGGUGGGCGGGGCCGGAAAAGGAGGGGCUUGCGGGUUGACAUAAUGUACACCAAGACUGCAAUGAUUGAUGUUAAUAAAAUAUCGACUUG
Molecule: messenger RNA, 1058 nt
Organism: Corythoichthys intestinalis (scribbled pipefish)
Lineage: Eukaryota; Metazoa; Chordata; Actinopteri; Syngnathiformes; Syngnathidae
Gene: ube2m
Product: ubiquitin conjugating enzyme E2 M
Exons: 6
Coding region: 172-729 (185 amino acids)
Source: RefSeq, a predicted model, not a curated record